AUGUCCUCCACCACCAAGGACCCGCAAUCACUUCCCGUCGACGUCGAGCAGCAGUGCGCAGUCACUCUGCCGGACGGCGAUCGAUGCCCUCGGUCGUUGACCUGUAAGGCUCAUUCUAUGGCUGCAAAGCGAGCAGUUCCUGAUCGUUCAAUGCCAUACGAUAUGUUGCUCCAGGCUUAUCAGAAGAAGCUCCAGACCCGUCAGAAGAACAAGGCUCCUCCGCAGAGGAAGUAUCGUCCACCGAAUCCACCCAGCUCGUCUCGAGAAUCCUCCAGUGGCUCGCACAUUCCACCCGAACGCUCUACAUCGAAGAACUCGCCGAGCUAG
Aspergillus nomiae NRRL 13137 is the source of this 327-nucleotide messenger RNA. Its product is annotated as SCA7 domain-containing protein. Lineage: Eukaryota; Fungi; Ascomycota; Eurotiomycetes; Eurotiales; Aspergillaceae. The transcript has a single exon. Gene Ontology annotation, biological process: RITS complex assembly; regulatory ncRNA-mediated heterochromatin formation; regulation of transcription by RNA polymerase II. The record is from RefSeq and is a predicted model, not a curated record. Gene Ontology annotation, cellular component: SAGA complex. The coding region runs from base 1 to 327 and encodes 108 amino acids.